Phaeoacremonium minimum UCRPA7 is the source of this 1566-nucleotide messenger RNA. Its product is annotated as putative -gpd family base excision dna repair protein. The record is from RefSeq and is a predicted model, not a curated record. Gene Ontology annotation, molecular function: catalytic activity. NCBI's taxonomy places the organism in Eukaryota, Fungi, Ascomycota, Sordariomycetes, Togniniales, Togniniaceae. The coding region runs from base 1 to 1566 and encodes 521 amino acids. The transcript has a single exon. Gene Ontology annotation, biological process: base-excision repair.
AUGAAGAAGGCGAAGACUACUGCGCCUGCUAAAGCAUUAAACAGUCAGCUUGGCUUCAAGGUCUCCAAACCACUGACGACACCGGAUCUGAAAGGCGAGGGAGCAAACGAUCUUACGGGUACCCAGAAUUCCAAUAUAAUUGAGAAGGACGCGCAGAUUACGGCAGCGCCUGCUCCAACCAAGGAGGAUGGAGACCACUUUCUUGUCGAUCACCAAAUCCUUGAUGCAAGCAUAUCUGUCAAGCGUGAAGCUCAACAUGGCCAAACUUUGCCUCAAGAGACAGCAGAUGAGCAGGCCGAAUCGACAAAGAAACGCUCCAGAGGAAAGACACAAAAUCGAACGCCAUAUGAGAAGGAGAUGAACGGCCUACCGUGGCAUCAAACGCCGUUCCCUGACCUAGUCCAGCCCACGGCAGAGGCGUGCGAAGAGGUCCAUAAGCUUCUUGCUGGACAGCUUAUGAGGAAAGAGAAUCGAGUCAUCAGCCAGCCUGAGACCGUUCCACCGCCAUCACUGGAGGUAGCUGGCUGUGGUGAGGUUCCCAACAUACUCGACGCUCUAGUUCGCACCCUCCUCAGUGCUGCAACAACGUUCGACAAUUCGGACAAUGCACUGCAAAGCCUCAUCGCAAAAUUCGGAACGAUCACAAUAGAGGGACCGAACAGCACCAGAACUAAUCCGGAAAUCGUCAUCAAAGAUCAGAUUGAUUUCAUGAAGAUUCACCACGCUGAUGUCAAAGCUGUAGAGAAGGCAAUCGAGUGUGGCGGUCUGGGUGCAGUCAAGAGCAAAUUCAUCAAGGGAAUUCUAAGCCAGGUGUACUCGGAGAAUUUUCUCAGAGUCAAGGCUUUUCGGCAGGAGAAGCUCGAUGGAGUGAAGCCCGAUAUACCAGGAGUCGAUGCCCUCAAUCAGGGCCAGAAAGACAUGGAAAUCUGGCUAUGGGAGCAUGGCGUCUUGUCCCUGGACCAUCACUGCAGCCUUGACCCUGAAGCCGCCAUGAACGAGUUUAUCAAAUUUCCUGGAAUAGGGGUCAAGACUGCAGCGUGUGUCAUUCUAUUUUGCAUGCGCCAGCCUUGCUUCGCCGUUGACACACACAUCUGGAGGAUGUGCAAAUGGCUGAAUUGGGCCCCUGCGAAAGCAGAUCGUAACAGCGCUUUUGCGCACCUCGACGUUCGGGUUCCUGACCACCUCAAGUAUGCCCUGCAUCAGCUUUUCAUAUACCACGGGAAGAACUGCAAGAAGUGCAAAAUCAGCAAUGCCAAGUUGGAAGAAGAUUGGGAGAACGAAGAGUGCCCGUUAGAGCACCUCCUUCAGCGGACUGAGAGAAAGAAGGCGCCAAAGCGAAAGCUGCAAGACGAUGAGGAGCAGGUAAUCCGCGCAAAGAAACAGAACAAGAAGGCGGAGGUUCCCGAGAAGGAAGAGCUAGAUGUCAAGCCUUUUGCGGAGGAGGCUGGACUAGAGGGUCAGGUGGAAGGUGCAGAUGCUGCGGAGGUGGUAUUGAAUCCAGAGGUCGAGGACUCGCUUUCUGCUGCAGUAGAUGUAUCUCAUGAAGAUGACACCGUUGCUGGUUAA